AUGAGCCUUCUCAAUUAUUGCGUCCGCCACGCGUCGACCGUCGGACUCUUGUACUCGGUGGCUGUUGCCAUGGACAAAGGUUUGUCACUUUGUCACGUAUGAGCACAUUUCGCCGCUCCUAGGCUUCUCCGACUCAUCUCAAAGUUUCGACUGGUGGGACCGCUUCCGACACGACCUUCUGGUAGAUGGAAAAACUCAGCAGAAACUGGAAAUCAUUCUCAAGUACCGUUACGUGUUCCCAUUUAAAAUGUCGAAAACUGUUUCAGAAUGUGUGUGAUCGGCACGUCGUUUGUUUGCGGCACGGCAGUCAUCUGCCUGGUUUUGCUUAUGCUUCGAAAGAUAGUCAACUACUUUGCAGACUCGAAAACUGUUGUAGUCCGAUGUUAUCCAUAA
Molecule: messenger RNA, 393 nt
Organism: Caenorhabditis sp. 36 PRJEB53466
Lineage: Eukaryota; Metazoa; Nematoda; Chromadorea; Rhabditida; Rhabditidae
Source: the annotation of a GenBank genome assembly